Molecule: messenger RNA, 1906 nt
Organism: Pelmatolapia mariae (spotted tilapia)
Lineage: Eukaryota; Metazoa; Chordata; Actinopteri; Cichliformes; Cichlidae
Product: SUMO-conjugating enzyme UBC9-like
Exons: 7
Coding region: 355-831 (158 amino acids)
Biological process (GO): protein sumoylation
Cellular component (GO): nucleus
Molecular function (GO): SUMO conjugating enzyme activity
Source: RefSeq, a predicted model, not a curated record
AGAUAAACAAAUUGGGGUCCUUCCUCGCGAUAGGCUAGCAAGUCGAAACGGUUUUCAGAGUCACAUUGUUUUACAAAACUGUGGGAAAAAUUCCUUCAGUGUAAUCUGAGUAAAGUGUUUUUAGUAAUGUUGAUAAAAGAAACUGUUCUUCCGGUUUGGUCAUUAGUAGCCUAGCUAGCCCGGUUGUAUUUUUUUUUUUUUUUUUUACCGUCGAAGGGUGUGUUUUUUUCGGUCGCCGUCGUAACGGGGGCAACGUUAGCAUUAGCGAAGCAAACAAGCCACUUUUGAGACUUAUAUAACUUCACUUUUGGUAUUUAGUCAAAUAAAACACGAGGGGGGCGUUGAUGAGCAGCAAUGUCUGGCAUCGCUCUUAGCAGACUGUCCCAGGAGCGCAAAGCCUGGAGAAAAGACCACCCUUUUGGAUUUGUUGCUGUUCCCACUAAGAAUCCAGAUGGGACCAUGAACCUGAUGAAUUGGGAGUGUGCCAUCCCAGGGAAAAAAGGAACGUUGUGGGAAGGAGGACUGUAUAAACUCAGAAUGCUGUUCAAGGAUGACUACCCUUCAUCUCCACCCAAAUGCAAGUUUGAGCCACCGAUAUUCCACCCAAAUGUCUACCCAUCAGGCACUGUGUGUCUGUCCAUCCUGGAGGAGGACAAAGACUGGAGACCUGCUAUCACCAUCAAACAGAUUCUUCUGGGAAUCCAGGAGCUGCUGAAUGAGCCCAACAUUCAAGAUCCAGCACAAGCGGAAGCUUACACAAUUUACUGUCAGAACAGGAUGGACUACGAGAAGAGGGUAAGGGCGCAGGCCAAGAAGUUUGCCCCCACAUAGAGGGGAGAGGUGGCCUCGACUCAGCCUGAGCAGCCUGAACCGAGAGCUCACAAACAGGUGGCAGGCAGCACCUGAAGGACCACUCCAAUAAGAAUCCACUUUUAAGUAUUCUAAAUAUAUUCUAAAUAUAUUUUUUGAUACAGGCUACAAGUGGGCCUGUUUUUCUUUUCCCUUCUUUUGACAAUUCAGUAAUAUCAUACAUUUUACCUGUCCUCAAAAAAAAUGAAAUCCAGUCUUUAUGCAUUGUCAGUGCAUAACUGAUAAUCCUGCUGUCAGUAUGACAUUUGUAAUAUGUGUAAUAUCCAUAUCCAGUUUUGGUCAUGCCUCCAAAGAAACUGCUGAGACUAAUGUGCUGACAGAGCUGUAAAAGUAAGACAUCAUGCCCAACCCACUCAGUGUGAUGUUCAGCAGAGAUUUGCCCUUUUGGUAACCUUACACGCUUUAUCAAACCAUCAGAGGCCAGGAGUACUGUAGAUAGUGUUUCAUGAAUGUGGGCUCUCACUGUGACAAAGCAGAAGCACAACAGGAGUCUGUUCUUCCUUUGUUCUCUCGGCCCGCUGUUUCAUUAUCAUGACAAAUACACGGGCAUACCAUCUGGCACAAAGCACUUAAAGAAAACUGGCAGUGACCCAUCAAAAACCAUCUAAACGUAAAUGCACCUAAAAGACAAUCCUGGCACUUCUUAUGUGCUCAGCUAAGCCGUGCACUUAGGAGGGUAACAAGAAGCAGCAGGAUGGGAGAGAGUGCAGACUUCCACCAAGGCCGCUAAAAGUAUUUGAGUUUUCCAAAACAAGUUUGACAGGGAUCAAAUACCCCCUGUUGAAAACACAGCCUCCAUGGCUUGACUUCGGAGUAAUAAGGCACUUGAGUCAGGCCUUUGGUUCCUCCCUUGACCCUUGAUAAUCUUUUAUUGCAGUGAAACCACAUGGUGUUAAAAAAAAAAAAAAAAAAAACACCUGAAAGAGAAACUGUCACCAUAACAAACUUUACGCCCAUCUGACAUCAGUGUGUCAUCACCUUCCAAACAUGCUGUGUAGAAAAGUUGCAUCGUAAAGGUUAUAAACUACUGCUGUGU